AUGGCCAAGUACCUGCCCCAGAUCACUGUGAUGGGUGUACAGGUGGUGGGCAGAGCCUUUGCCUGGGCCCUGAGGCAGGAGUUUUCAGCAAGCCAAGCAGCCGCUGAUGCUCGGGGUCAUGCUGGGCACCAAUCUGGAGCUGCAUCCAGUCUCUCUGGCCUCAGCCUCCAGGAAGCCCAGCAGAUUCUCAACAUCUCCAAGCUGAGCCCUGAGGAGGUCCAGAAGAAUUAUGAACACCUGUUUAAAGUAAAUGAUGAGUCCAUGGGGGGUUUCUUCUACCUUCUGUCAAAGAUUGUCCGUGCAAAAUAA
This is a messenger RNA of Acomys russatus (golden spiny mouse), 309 nucleotides long. Its product is annotated as mitochondrial import inner membrane translocase subunit TIM16-like. The coding region runs from base 1 to 309 and encodes 102 amino acids. Gene Ontology annotation, biological process: protein import into mitochondrial matrix. Lineage: Eukaryota; Metazoa; Chordata; Mammalia; Rodentia; Muridae. The record is from RefSeq and is a predicted model, not a curated record. Gene Ontology annotation, cellular component: TIM23 mitochondrial import inner membrane translocase complex. The transcript has a single exon.